Nematocida ausubeli is the source of this 2169-nucleotide messenger RNA. RefSeq lists its product as uncharacterized. Gene Ontology annotation, biological process: mitotic chromosome condensation. The transcript has a single exon. NCBI's taxonomy places the organism in Eukaryota, Fungi, Microsporidia. The coding region runs from base 1 to 2169 and encodes 722 amino acids. Gene Ontology annotation, cellular component: condensed chromosome; condensin complex. The record is from RefSeq and is a predicted model, not a curated record.
AUGCGUGUUGGGAGUCUGUUGAAUACAGUGCAGACAGAGAAAAUCCAGGAGUCCAAGGAGGCACUGCAGCAACUGGAACAAUUAAUAUUGGAGGGUGAUACGACUGACAUAUUUAAGGAAUUCUGUGAGUGCACCAGCAUAAUCAUAGGAUGCAAGAAGGGUGACCUUCCAAAGAGUCUUCUUCAGUUCAUGAAUGAGUUAAUGAAGAGACUGAAGCAUAUGAAAAUUGGGAGAAAUUUCAUGCAUAAUUUAAUUAAGUAUUUAGUGCGUGGACUAGACUCAAAGCUAAAACAUGUUCGGUAUAAUAGUUUAUCCUUACUUUGGAGCUGUAUAGAGCACUUAGACAGUGUUAGUCCACGUCUUUGGGAGAUCGUUAAGAUAAAAAUUGGUGAAAAACUGUUUGAUAAAGAGGUAAAUGUAAGGAUACAGGCAAUUAGGAUAGCAGCAAAGUACCAGGAGACUGCAGUUGAAAAUGGCUUACAAUUUUACAAACUCUUUAAAGACCUUCUACGGUACGACGCAUCAGCAGAAGUUCGCAAAUUAGUUCUUCAAUAUAUUGUGGUUAAUAAAAGCACAAUAGAUGCAAUUAUAAGCAGGGCAGCAGAUGUAAAUGAAGGAGUCAGAAUGGUCUUUGCUACAAGUAAAUUAUCAGUUAUCCCAUGGGAAAAAGAUUUAAAUCUAGAACAAAAGUCUUCACUACUGCAAUCUCUAGAGGAAGAAAGGGUUGAAGAGAUUAGAAAAAAAAGUAUGGAAAGAAUUGAGAUAAUUUUCGAGGAAAUAUUCCAUGGGAAGUACGAGUUAUUCACUAACGCAUUCUAUUUGGAGAACAGAAAUAAUAAGUCAUUAGAGAGAGUACUUGCAGAAUUAAUGAAAAGAUACGAAUAUGCAGAUGGUUUUAAUGAAGAAUUCUUGGAGAGAGCCACUCCAUCUCUUCUAUUUCUCAUGUGGGUCUCACUGGAGCACAUUGAUAAAGAGAGAGGAAGAGACACAAUCUCACUGCCUGACAUGGCUGUCCUUCUGAAGUCAAUUGCAGAUGCUGCUUGUUCUGUGGGAGUAGAUGACCAGUAUGAAGGGACUUUAGUCCAUGCAUUAUUUGCACUCCUGGAAUAUUACGAUGUAUUCCAGGGCAGUGAAAGAAAUCUUCUUGUUAAAUGUGCACUUUACAUCUUGUCUCAGCCUGUGGAUUUACUCCAAGGCGUAGUUGACUCCGUCUGCAAAAUGAUCAUAAAAGCAUGUAGUGGAUCAGAAAAUGACAAAUUCUACAUUAAGGCACUUUCUGUGGGAAAAGAAAGAACACAGCUUCUAUUUGCUGAGUCUCUGAUGAAGUCAAAGGAGCUUCCAAUUGGAAAAUUCCCUUCAGUUUUCCAACUGAUUGAAGAAAAAUCAAAAACAGCAAUUUUCUCUUCUGAUGCAGAGAUAAAAGAGUGUUGUAUUAGGCUACAGGUUCUUUGUGCCUGUGAGAAGAAUCAGAGUACAGAUGCAUUAGAGCAGUUGCUAUCACUGGCCAAACAGAAUUCACAGAGUGCAUUGUGUGCACUAGUUGAUCUAGCAAUUAUUUUUAGGGAAAAAACAGAUAUUUUUAAUCUAGUUUUUGAAAUUGUAAAAACAACAGAGUUUUUGCUUCAGGAUAAAUCUAUCACAAAAAUCCUUCUAACAGGUCUCUGCACAGAAGACCAAACAAAAGAAUUACUGCAGAGAUUAGUGCAGAGAUUCUACUCUGAACAGACAAAUUUAGAAGAUGCACAGUAUCUGCACGUCUUCUUCUACGAGUACUUUAGAAAUAAUUAUUCUGCAGUUUUUUCCGUUUACCCACAGGUUAUCUCAAAGGUAAAACACUGGAAGGUUUUCAAUGACCAAAUAAUCUAUUGGUUUGAGAGCAGACAGAACACAGUAUACACUGAGACUAAUUUACUACUAGAUGCACUCUCUGUUGUUUUAGAGUCUUUAAGCACAGGUGACCCACAGACUCCACUGAAAGAGAAAAAGGACACCCUUCAAAGAUACUUAGACCUACUAAGCAAAGUAUCACUGCUGAAGUACUUACUGUCAGAGACAGAAAAAGUAAAGGCAAUUGAAAUAUCAAGUGCACUAAGCAAGCAGACAGUCAAAAUACUCCCGGAUAAUGACGUAGUAAAGAAUAUUCUGUUUGACCUCAUAAGCCGAGAAUAA